GGGCGGUGCCUGUGUUGCGGGCCGGGUGGGGGGGGGAGCAGCAACAGCAUCAGCGGGGCUGUCACGGCCGCUCCCUUGGCGUGGAGGGUGAGCGGGACAGCAGCGAUCCAUGCCGGCGCGGAAGACUGCAAGAGGUGGAAGAAAGGCCAUUCAUAAUGUCAUCGAUCGCUGCAUAUUAUGCAGGAAAAAACGUGCUCAUCACGGGAGCUACGGGGUUCAUGGGCAAAGUCCUGGUGGAGAAGCUGCUGCGCUCCUGCCCGAAAGUCAAAGCCAUCUACAUCCUGGUGAGGCCUAAAGCUGGGCAGUCGAUGCAGGAGAGGGUCACCAACAUGAUGAAGUGCAAGCUCUUUGAUAGAGUGAGAGAAGACUUCCAGAAAAAGAUCAUUCCCAUCGGCAGCGAGCUGAUGCUGCCCAACCUUGCCAUCAGCUCCGAGGACACCGAGCGUUUGCUCUCCUGCAUUAACGUCAUCUUCCACUGUGCAGCCACCAUACGAUUCGAUGAGCCUCUGAAACAUGCCCUGCAGUUGAACGUGGUUGCCACACAGCAGCUUUUGGUGCUAGCCCGACAGAUGCAGAAGCUUGAUGCCUUCAUCCACAUUUCCACGGCUUAUGCAAACUGCAACCGGAACCAUGUCGAGGAGAUUAUCUACCCUCCGACUGUAGAGCCAAAGAAACUCAUUGACUCUUUAGAGUGGAUGGAUGAAAGUAUGAUCCAAGAUAUCACCCCCAAACUGAUAGGAGACCGGCCAAACACCUACACCUACACAAAGGCACUUGCAGAGUAUGUCGUUCAACAAGAGGGUGGCGAUUUGAACAUUGCCAUCAUCAGACCUUCCAUCGUUGGAGCAAGUUGGCAAGAACCAUUCCCAGGUUGGAUCGACAACUUCAAUGGACCAAGUGGACUUUUCAUUGCCGCAGGUAAAGGGAUUCUUCGUACCAUGAGAGCUACUAACAAUGCAGUGGCUGAUUUGAUCCCUGUUGAUGUUGUUGUUAACCUCACACUCGCAGCUGGCUGGCAUACAGCAGUUCACAGACCAAAAGUCACCCGUAUCUACAAUUGUACAACAGGCGGCAUCAACCCGUUUCACUGGGGAGAAAUUGAAUACCACGUCAUCUCCACAUUUAAGAGGAACCCACUGGACCAAGCCUUCAGAAGGCCCAAUGCAAAUAUUACAUCAAACUACCUGAUUAAUCAGUACUGGAUUGCUGUCAGUCACAAAGCCCCUGCGUUGCUUUAUGACUUAUACCUGAGGCUAACAGGACAAAAGCCACGGAUGAUGAAGAUCUUCAACAGACUUCACAAAUCCAUGAUGCUCCUGGAAUACUUCAGCAGUAAGUCCUGGAAUUGGAGUUCAGAGAACAUGAACAUGUUGAUGAGUCAGCUCAGCAUCGAGGAUAAGAGGGGAUUCAAUUUUGAUGUCCGCCAGCUUAAUUGGCCAGAAUACAUCGAGAAUUACUGCAUAGGAACAAAGAAAUAUGUCUUAAAUGAGGAUAUGUCUGGACUUCCAGCAGCCAGACAACACCUAAAGAAGCUACGAAACAUCCGCUAUGCCUUCAACACCAUUCUCCUGGUCUUCAUCUGGCGUGUGUUUAUCGCUCGCUCACAAAUGGCCCGCAACAUCUGGUAUUUUGUGGUCAACCUAUGCUACAAGUUCCUGUCCUAUUUCAGGGCGUCCAGCACCCUCCGACACUGAAGCCACGUGGUAAACCCCACAUUGAAGCAUCACCUUGUUCCAAACGGCUAACUAUUCAUUCACAAUAUCUCACUUUCUUAAACAAAAACAACCACCAGACUUCCCGAGUCAGUGUAAAAGAAAACAAUAUGACUUUGCAUUCCAAUGUAAUCAAUCUACACACUGCCAUUAAUUAUUAUAAAGAACGAUGAUAUUGUCUCACCAAGCAUCUGCUCGUGUGACCCUCUGGUUUUCUAGCCUUACCAGCUUGCUGUGAUCCACAUGUCUGUGUAUCUGGGCCCUGGGCCUGACUUUACAGGUAAUUGCUGGAAUGGAUUGAAGUCCAAAACUCUCUCUCCUGCACUGCUACAUUUUGGAUCCAGGGUCCUUAUUCGCUAAAGGAACCUGCCCAGCGUAUAGUACUGUUAGUCCUGAGUGAUCCACAUCCAGUGACUUUUGUAAAUAGGGCUCGAGUCCCAAUGUACGCGGUAAAUCACCUUCUAGCAAUAACGUGCUAACCUUCUUCUUCUUGGUGCUAAAAUGGCAACGACAACUUCAACAAUACUUGGUGUUUUACACUUGUAAAAUGUAUAUAAAAAGGUUAACACAACCAAAUCCUCCGGAGUUGUUCCCGAUAUUUGCCGAAGGUCACCUCCUCUCCCUUCCUGAUUUGUCAACGUGUAACCAAGUGGACACCUUGGCAGCAACAGAAUUAAAAGGACUGAUGUGUGAAACUAAUGCAAUUUUAAUUUGUGCCUGACAAAGAACCGUGAGAAAAUGUGCGAUCCUAUCUGCAUUUGCUGAUUAAUGGGGAAGGAAUAAUCAAUCGUGUCAUGUAAAAGAAGUGGGUAUCGGUACCAGAUGUAAUCAUGUUAUUGCUUCCAACACCAAUGGUGACAAAUUAAAUACUACUUUGGAUAUUUGUAAGAA
Messenger RNA from Amblyraja radiata (thorny skate), 2603 nucleotides. RefSeq names its product fatty acyl-CoA reductase 1. Gene Ontology annotation, biological process: long-chain fatty-acyl-CoA metabolic process. Gene Ontology annotation, cellular component: peroxisome. The coding region runs from base 156 to 1694 and encodes 512 amino acids. Lineage: Eukaryota; Metazoa; Chordata; Chondrichthyes; Rajiformes; Rajidae. Gene Ontology annotation, molecular function: alcohol-forming very long-chain fatty acyl-CoA reductase (NADP+) activity. The transcript is spliced from 12 exons. The record is from RefSeq and is a predicted model, not a curated record.